Messenger RNA from Plectropomus leopardus (leopard coralgrouper), 2997 nucleotides. The record is from RefSeq and is a predicted model, not a curated record. Lineage: Eukaryota; Metazoa; Chordata; Actinopteri; Perciformes; Serranidae.
CAGGACUGCUGGGUGAGGAUCGGGGCUCAGAGAGAGGACACACACGAACGAAUACAGGAUGAGGACUCUGGCACUGCUGCUGCUGGGUUUGGCUUUUACAUGUGCCACUGCCACAAAGCCCAGAAGUCAGUUCACGCGUUACCGCUCAUGGAACUCACGGAUGUAUCCCGUGUGGAAAGAUGGAGACCCAAGAUUCAGGAACUGCUGGUUUGGUGGUGAAGUAACUUUUGAUCUAAAAAGUGAUGCACCAACUCUGACUGGAGCAAAAGCAACCUUCAAUAUUAAUCUUAAUUUCCCACCUAAUCAGACAACACUCACUGAUGGGCAGGUGGUCUGGGCGCAAAACUGCACCAUCAACGGACAACAGUACCAGGCGGGUCAGGCUGUGUAUCCUGACCAGGACACCCAGUCGACUGGAGUUUUCCCUGACGGGACACUGUUCAACAGGAGCCAGAACAGGAAACCCCGCUACGUGUUUGUGUGGAAGACAUGGGGGCGUUACUGGCAGGUGGCAGACGGACCAUCCUCCUCUCUCAGUAUCGGUACAGACAACAUCCCCCUGGGCUCCUACAACAUGGAGGUUGUCAUCUAUCAUUGCCGUGGCCAAGACAAGUUCAUCCCUCUCGGCUAUGCCUCCACAGUCUUCACCAUCACAGACCAGGUUCCCUUCACCAUAUCGCUCGCCCAAGUCAAUGAUGUGAACCAGAAUGACCAGAACUUCAUCCAGAACCGAGCCAUUGCUUUCAGUGUCAAGCUCCAUGAUCCCAGCCAGUAUCUCAACAACGCUGACAUCAGCUUCAGCUGGGACUUUGGUGACAGCACUGGUACUCUGAUCUCCAGAGACCUCACUGUCACACACACAUACCUCACAGCUGGGACCUUCAAACCUCAGGUGGUCCUGAUGGCAAGCAUCCCCAACGGCUGCGGAAAUCCUACUGCUGUUGUUCCUAUUGAUGGCUCUGCUGCUCCAGCAGUGGUUGUGAUGGCCUCAACCCCUGCUGCUGUUCCAGCAGCACCAGCUGAGGGAGGAGAUGCAAUUGCUCUGGAUGUUCCUGCAGAAGGUGGAGAAGUAGUCAUUGAGACAGAUGCAGAUGCUGCUGCUGCUGAUACAGCUGUUGCAGACGCAGAUACAGCUGCUCCAGAUGUGGCUGCUGAUGCCGAUACAGCUGCUGCAGAUGUUGCUGCUGAUGCCGAUACAGCUGCAGAUGUUGCUGCUGAUGCUGAUAUAGCUACUGCAGAUGCUGCUGCUGAUGUUGAUACAGCUGCUGCAGAUGCUGUUGAUGCUGAUGCUGCUGCUGCCGCUGAUACAGCUGCUGAAGAUGCUGCUGCUGCUGCUGCUGAUACAGCUGUUGAAGAUGCUGCUGCUGCUGAUACAGCUGCUGCAGAUGCUGCUAAUGCUGAUACAGCUGCUGCUGAUACAGCUGCUGAAGAUGCUGCUGCUGCUGAUACAGCUGCUGCUGAUACAGCUGCUGAAGAUGCUGCUGCUGCAGAUGCAGCUGCCGAUGCAACUGCUGCCGAUGAAACUGCAUUGGUUACAGAUGCAACUGAAGAAAAUGCGCCUGUGAUUGACGCUGCUGCCUCAAUUGCACCUGUUGCAGAAGGAGAAGCUGCAGUUGAGGAUGCUGGCGCUGUCACUGUUGCUCCUGCAGCAGAAGUACCUGUAGCAGAAGAAGCUGAUGUGGCUGCUGAUGCUGAAGCAGAAGCCCCUGCUGAUAAUGUUGCAGUCCCUGCUGCCACUGAGGCCACAGCUGUAGAAGAGGCAGCGCCAGCCGAUAAUACCGAGGCUGAAGCACAGGCAACUGAAAAUGAAGUUGCAGCGACUGCAGCUGCUGCCGAAGAGGCAGUUGCAGCUGAAGGUGAAGUUCAAGCAGAGGAUCCAGCACAGGUUGCCCUUGUUGUGGCUAAAAGACAAGCACCAGAGCUGACAGCUGACUGCAUGGUCUACCGUUAUGGCUCCCUCGCCACCUCUGUAGAUGUUGUCCAGGGUAUUGAAAGUGUAGAGAUUGUAGAGGUAUCCAAUGUUGUGGCAAUGGUGACUGAGUUGGAUCAGAAUGCUGUGGACCUCACCAUUACCUGCCAGGGAAGUCUGCCAAAUGAGGUCUGCACAGUCAUUUCGGAUGCUGACUGUAUCACACCGGUGGAAACAGUCUGUAAUGCAGCUACACCCUCUCCAGACUGUCAAAUGAUCCUUCGUCAGUUCUUUAAUGACUCCGGAGUAUUUUGCAUCAAUGUCUCCUUGACCAAUGAUGUCAGUCUUGCUGUGGCAAGUGCUAGAGUCAGUGUAACAGUAGCUUCUGGUGGCUCCCCAGCUGGAACUGCAGCUACAGUCCUGGGCGUUAUGGUUCUCGCCUGUGUUGUCUGUUGCAUUGGUUUGAUGUACAGGCGGUUCAAGCAGUACCAGCCAUUAAGAGAGGACCAUGCUGACAGUCAUGGAGGCAGCUCAGUGGUAACAUCAAUACCUUUGUUGUUGUGGAACUUGUUGAGCCGACAGUCACCAGGAGAGAGUCGUCCACUGCUUCAGGGGAGGAUUGUAUGAAUAUCAUCAUUAGCUAAUGCACUCAACAUCUUCAAUAUUUGUCAAAAUAUUGAGGUCAUAAACAUAAUACUCUAACUUUUGUGAUAUUGCAACUGCCGGUCAUGUAUAAAACCAGAACAAAUUAAGUGAACCAAGUUAAGUGAACCAGCCCCGUGUACAAAAAUGUGUAGAAAUAGAAAAGAGUCAAGUGUGGAAUGAAGAGGUAUAAUGAGAAUGUUAAAACAUUUGUAGAGGAAAGUGAUAUUUAUUUUGACUGAAGUAUUUUAUAAUAAUUGGCACCAAUAGUUUUUAGCAGCCAUAACUUACUCUUCUAUCUGUGGCCUACUUAUACUAAACCAAUUGGAAAAUUAAUGUUAACACCUUUCAGUCCAGUUUCUUUACAAUGUAAUUAAAAUCACUUACAUCGCAGAGCAUUAUUAUGUUUGCUACCCUUAAAUGGAUAAAGUCGAACUUUAUCACCA